AUGUCUGAGCGGCGGAGAGGAGGCGGAGGCAGAGGAGAGGCGGCUUCGGAGGCGGCAGCAGCAUCGUCCGCGGGGGUGGAGGAGGCGGCGGGAGCGGAGAUGCCGGCGAAGAAGCAGAAGCUGAGCAGCGACGAGAACAGCAACCCGGGGGACCUGUCCGGCGACGAGAACGAUGAUGCUGUUAGCAUAGAGAGUGGUACGAACACUGAACGCCCUGACACCCCUACAAACACCCCCAAUGCUCCAGGAAGAAAAAGCUGGGGGAAAGGAAAAUGGAAGUCAAAGAAAUGCAAAUACUCCUUCAAAUGUGUAAACAGCCUCAAGGAAGACCAUAGUCUGCCAUUGUUUGGGGUACAGUUUAACUGGCACAGCAAGGAAGGCGACCCCCUGGUGUUUGCUACUGUUGGCAGUAACAGAGUUACUUUAUAUGAAUGUCAUUCGCAAGGAGAAAUACGGUUGCUACAGUCUUAUGUGGAUGCCGAUGCAGAUGAAAACUUUUAUACUUGUGCAUGGACCUAUGAUAGCAAUACAAGCCACCCCCUUCUGGCUGUGGCUGGGUCAAGGGGCAUUAUUAGGAUAAUUAAUCCCAUUACAAUGCAGUGCAUAAAGCAUUAUGUGGGCCAUGGUAACGCAAUCAACGAAUUGAAAUUUCAUCCCAGGGAUCCAAAUCUUCUCUUGUCUGUCAGCAAAGAUCAUGCAUUGAGACUGUGGAACAUUCAAACAGACACUUUGGUUGCAAUAUUUGGAGGAGUAGAAGGACACAGGGAUGAAGUUUUAAGUGCAGAUUAUGACCUCCUUGGUGAGAAAAUUAUGUCUUGUGGCAUGGAUCACUCCCUGAAACUCUGGCGAAUCAAUUCAAAGAGAAUGAUCAAUGCAAUCAAAGAGUCCUAUGAAUACAAUCCCAAUAAAACCAACAGGCCAUUUGUUUCUCAAAAAAUUCACUUUCCUGACUUCUCCACCAGAGAUAUACAUAGAAAUUAUGUAGAUUGUGUGCGAUGGCUAGGAGAUCUGAUACUUUCCAAGUCGUGUGAAAAUGCCAUUGUAUGCUGGAAACCAGGCAAAAUGGAAGAUGACAUAGAUAAAAUAAAGGCCAGCGAAUCUAAUGUGACCAUUUUAGGACGAUUUGAUUACAGUCAGUGCGAUAUAUGGUAUAUGAGGUUUUCAAUGGAUUUCUGGCAAAAGAUGUUGGCAUUGGGCAAUCAAGUUGGCAAGCUCUACGUCUGGGACUUAGAAAUAGAAGAUCCUCACAAGGCCAAGUGUACAACUCUUACUCACCCAAAGUGUGCUGCUGCCAUUCGACAAACCAGCUUUAGCAGAGACAGUAGUAUCCUUAUAGCUGUAUGUGAUGAUGCCAGUAUCUGGCGCUGGGACAGGCUCCGAUAAGUUACUUACAACUUGAGAAUGACAAAAUUAUGUAUUGCUUUUUGUUUCAAGGAUAAUUAGCUGAUUUGGUAGUACUGUAACUGCUUUCAGAGUAGCCUCCCUCCCACCCCGAUCAGUUGAACUUAGCAAUGUUUACAUUUGGUUUUUGAUAGCAUUGCCUUUUUCAGAAGCUGCUGCUUUUUAAUAAAAAUAUUUUUGUACGUUUGGUUUAUUGUCCCAUUUUAAUUCAGUGUUUGUAGUAUGUAAAGUUUGUUUGUACUGUAUAUAUACUUGCUGCUUGUGCUAAGCCAUGUGUUAAAUAAGCUUGUAUGAGUAUGGGUGUCCCCUACAAUUCUGCUGGAUGCAAGAAGCACAUUGAGUGCAGAAUUCUUCCUGAGAAAGUUGCCCUUGAUUUUGUCCUUAUGACAGUGAAAACAUGAAAGUGGUGCAGCACUGCCCACUUGGAACUCUCAGAAGCCAAGAUGGGUGACCGAUAAAAUUUCUCAAUGGCCGGGACAGAUACAUUUAUCCAUAUGGCUCUCUGCCCUUCUCCUUCAUGAAGAAAAGCAAGUAAAUUAUGCAAACAAAAUUAAGUAAAUGUGCAUAAUUAAACAGGUUGCGCAAGAAUGCCCGCCUAUCCCUGUGCCAAUCAUUUCCUUCCGCUUUCUUGCUCAGAAUUUGAAUUCUCUCUCUCUCUCUCUCUCUCUCUCUCUCUCUCUCUCUCUCUCUGUGUGUGUGUGUGUGUGUGUGUGUGUGUGUGUGUGUAUAUAUAUAUAUAUAUAUAUAUAUAUAUAUAUAUAUAUGCAGUGUGUGUGUGUGUGUGUGCGCACAACCCUUAAUGUUUUGGUCCAGCAAAAGUUUUACUCACAUAAUUCCCAGAGACUAUACUACUUUACAUUAAUUCUCUGCCUCAUACCCAUCUGAUUACAGUAAGCCUGCAAUUUGCAAACAUUUAAUUUGUGCAUAUUCAGCUUCAAGCGCUUGGCAAAAAAGGGCAUCCAGGGGAAAAUACAUUGGCAAAUUCUACCUGUCAUUGCAUUCAAUGUGUUUUGACUAUAGGUAUGUGAUUUUGACUCUAAGCGCAAUGCAUGGAAUGCAACUCCUGCAUAUGAUAUGGGCAUACUGUACUUUGAAUGAGAAUUGCAGAGUAAAUGAAAUAACAAAACUUGGUUAACUAACUGUUGUUGGUAAAAGGAGCCACUGUUUUUGUGUAGAAUGCCCUGGAACUUAUUUAGGGUAUUUCCAUUGCUUUUAAAUUCACUUCAUUCCACAUAGUGGCUUUACGAAAAUAAAUGUUUUUAAUACUUAAUACUGUUAACAAAAGCAAGACAAGGCACAGGCAGACGAACUAAAAACAAAGUUCAGUAGAUCCCAAACAUCUGCCGAAAUAAAGCUUCAUUUAGUGUUUGAAAACUGUUGAUGAAGAGGCAAGAUGAGCCUCCACCACCCUGGUGCUACCACUAAAAAGGCCUUUAUUCUCCAGCUGCCUCAUCUUUGACAGAAGGGAACAAAUGAACUUCAGAGACUUUAAAAGUGUGUUUAACCUUAUAAAAACAAGAUGUGAAUAAAGUGUGUGUGAAAUAUGUGUAAUAUAUGGAAGCUGUUGGAACAAGAUGUAAAAGUAUUAAAUUUGGUAAGAUGAAAUAAAAACAAAACUAAAUAUGUGUUAACUUAUUCUCUCCCCC
Messenger RNA from Zootoca vivipara (common lizard), 3047 nucleotides. It is a transcript of the gene EED, whose product is annotated as embryonic ectoderm development. Lineage: Eukaryota; Metazoa; Chordata; Lepidosauria; Squamata; Lacertidae. The record is from RefSeq and is a predicted model, not a curated record. Gene Ontology annotation, molecular function: protein binding.